AUGAAUUUGCUGUCUUACAACAUUAGGGGCUUGGGGAGUGUCGCGAAACAGAGAGAUGUUACUGAUUUGGUGAAAGGGCAGAAGAUCGAUUUUUGUUGGUUACAAGAGACAAAGAUGGAGGUUUUCCGUGAUUGUUUCUGUAAUUCUUGGUGGGGGUUUAACAACACAGAUAGGGCGAUUAGGAAUUCGGAGGGGAGGGCUGGAGGAAUUGUGUGCUUGUGGAAUAGGGAGGUUUUCGAAGCUUCUAGUACGUGGGAUUUACCGGGGGCUGUGGUGGUGAAUGGAAGGUACAAAGAGGGCGAUCAAUCUUGCUGCUUCAUCAAUGUGUACGCCCCGGUUGGAUCAGGGGACAAGAGGAUCCUUUGGAAUGCCAUUAGUACAAUUGUGGAACAAAAUCCGGAUAGAUGUGUGUGUGUCUUGGGCGAUUUCAAUUCAGUUAGGAGAAGGGAAGAGCGAAUGGGCAGCGGGGAGGCGUUUGGAACGGCGGAUGCGCGGCUUUUUGAGGAGUUUAUUCGGGAGAACGAUCUGGAGGAAAUCAAAACUCAAGGCCGGAAGUUCACUUGGCACAAACCCAAUGGAAAAUGCAAGAGUAAGAUUGAUCGUUUCCUCGUUAACGGAAAAUGGUUGGCUACUUGGGAAGGGACUUCAGCACGUGGACUCCAACGCUCAAUUUCGGAUCAUUGCCCGAUUGUUCUUACCACCUGA
Molecule: messenger RNA, 705 nt
Organism: Salvia miltiorrhiza (redroot sage)
Lineage: Eukaryota; Viridiplantae; Streptophyta; Magnoliopsida; Lamiales; Lamiaceae
Exons: 1
Coding region: 1-705 (234 amino acids)
Biological process (GO): base-excision repair
Cellular component (GO): nucleus
Molecular function (GO): double-stranded DNA 3'-5' DNA exonuclease activity; DNA-(apurinic or apyrimidinic site) endonuclease activity; phosphoric diester hydrolase activity
Source: RefSeq, a predicted model, not a curated record